AUGCAAAUAACGCCACUUCUCAUCCACGGACAAGACACCAUUCUUUCGCCCCCGGACAGAGUCGGCUCAUGUUCCGCCUCAACGACGCCCUUCCAAGGCGUGACGCCGGAUCUCGCCCUCCAAGCGAUCAAGUCCUCCGAGGAGGCUUUUCAAGCUUGGUCGAAAACUACGCCCUCUCAUCGCCGCAACCUCCUCAACAGAGUUGCCGAGCUUCUUAAGGAGCGAUCGGACGAGAUUAUCAGAUGCUUGCAGGGCGAAAUGCAUGCGCCGACCAUCUGGGCAAAGGCCAACAUCCAAGCGGGAAUUGAUCUGCUGAGGGAAACGGCCGGCUUGAUCUCCGAUUCCAUGAUGGGCCAGAUCCCCGUCUCGCAGGGCGAUUCGUAUGCUAUGGUGCUCAAGGAGCCGUUGGGCGUCGUCUUGGCUAUGGUUCCGUGGAAUGCGCCUGUCAUCUUGGGGCUCAGAGGUGUUGUUGCGCCGUUGGCGGCGGGGAAUACGGUUGUUCUGAAGGUAUCUCCAUCUCAUCCUACCUCAUGCGCUGCGGUGAAAUGGCGACAGCUAGCUGACUGUGACACUGUAGGGCUCUGA
Messenger RNA from Aspergillus melleus, 585 nucleotides. RefSeq lists its product as uncharacterized. Gene Ontology annotation, molecular function: succinate-semialdehyde dehydrogenase (NAD+) activity. Lineage: Eukaryota; Fungi; Ascomycota; Eurotiomycetes; Eurotiales; Aspergillaceae. The transcript has a single exon. The coding region runs from base 1 to 585 and encodes 194 amino acids. The record is from RefSeq and is a predicted model, not a curated record.